AUGGAGCAAGUGGACGCCAAGAUUGCCGAGUCAGAGAAGCGCACGGAGGCCAAGUUUAAAGAGGUGGAGGUGAAGGGGUACAUCGUCGAUUCGAGCAAGCGCAAUGAACAAGCGCUGACCCGGACGGAGGCGAAGACGUGGGUGGAAUCUAUGGUCGCCCAG
Molecule: messenger RNA, 162 nt
Organism: Prorocentrum cordatum
Lineage: Eukaryota; Dinophyceae; Prorocentrales; Prorocentraceae
Source: the annotation of a GenBank genome assembly